This is a messenger RNA of Peromyscus leucopus (white-footed mouse), 2168 nucleotides long. It is a transcript of the gene Kctd8, whose product is annotated as potassium channel tetramerization domain containing 8. Gene Ontology annotation, molecular function: protein binding. The transcript has a single exon. NCBI's taxonomy places the organism in Eukaryota, Metazoa, Chordata, Mammalia, Rodentia, Cricetidae. Gene Ontology annotation, biological process: protein homooligomerization; regulation of G protein-coupled receptor signaling pathway. The coding region runs from base 501 to 1595 and encodes 364 amino acids. The record is from RefSeq and is a predicted model, not a curated record.
AGCCUCUCUGCCCGCCCCAGAGCCUAUCCCUUUAAAUGACAGCUGUGGCUCCAGUCCCGGUUCGGGGCUUGACGUCAGUGCCACCUCCUGGGCUGCGAGUAGUUAGCGCCGGCGCCGGCGCUCCUGGCUGGGGCGCGCUAGCUCGCCAGCAGCCGGGGGUGAGUUUUCUUUGCUCGAGCCCCGCCUCCUGCCCGCCCCCUCGGAGAGCCGCGCGCAGCCCCCGAACCUCUCCAAGUCUCUAGCACACUUGCAGCCGGUUGCCCCAAAGGAGCAGCAGUGCCCGCGGUGCUCCAUUCCAGAGCUUCUCUGCCCGAUGGAGCUCGGGCGCUGCCGACGCCGCUGCUGCCCGGAACCCUAAGCCUGUCCGGGUGUCCGGAGGACCGUGCCGGCCAGUCCGAGAGUGCAAGAGUGCCCGGGCGCACACCGAGGACAGGGGGCCUCGAGGUUCUGAGAAGCACGCCGUGCCGCUCGCCUGGGUUACCUGGCCGGCGGCAGGGACCAUGGCUCUGAAGGACACGGGCAGCGGCGGCAGCACCAUCCUCCCCAUCAGCGAGAUGGUGUCCGCGUCCAGUUCUCCUGGCGCUCCUCUGGCCGGCGCCCCGGGGCCCUGCGCUCCGUCGCCCUUCCCCGAGGUAGUGGAGCUGAAUGUUGGCGGCCAGGUCUAUGUGACCAAGCACUCGACGCUGCUCAGCGUCCCGGACAGCACUCUGGCCAGCAUGUUCUCGCCCUCUAGCCCCCGGGGCGGCGCUCGGCGCCGGGGCGAGUUGCCCAGGGACAGCCGCGCGCGCUUCUUCAUCGACCGCGACGGCUUCCUCUUUCGGUACGUUCUGGAUUACCUGCGCGACAAGCAGCUGGCGCUGCCCGAGCACUUCCCCGAGAAGGAGCGGCUCCUGCGCGAGGCAGAGUUCUUCCAGCUCACCGACCUGGUCAAGCUGCUGUCGCCCAAGGUCACCAAGCAGAACUCGCUCAACGACGAGGGCUGCCAGAGCGACCUGGAGGACAACGUUUCCCAGGGCAGCAGCGACGCACUGCUGCUGCGUGGGGCGGCGGCCGGCGGCGCGCCCUCGGGCCCUGGAGCGCACGGUGUCAGUGGCGUUGUCGGGGGCAGCAGCGCUCCGGACAAGCGCUCUGGCUUCCUCACCCUGGGCUACCGUGGUUCCUACACCACAGUGCGCGACAACCAGGCAGAUGCCAAGUUCAGGCGUGUGGCGCGCAUCAUGGUAUGCGGGCGCAUAGCCUUGGCCAAAGAGGUCUUUGGGGACACUCUUAAUGAGAGUCGCGACCCUGACCGGCAGCCCGAGAAGUACACGUCCCGCUUCUACCUCAAGUUCACCUACUUGGAGCAGGCGUUCGAUCGACUGUCUGAGGCCGGCUUCCACAUGGUGGCGUGCAACUCCUCUGGCACCGCCGCCUUUGUCAACCAGUACCGAGACGACAAGAUCUGGAGCAGUUAUACCGAGUACAUCUUCUUCCGUAAGUUAGCAACCUACCUACCUAUGCAUCUCACACCCUUUCUCCACCAUGCCAAUUUGAUGCGGGAGGAGCCCCGCUGUGUCCAGGAAGGGACGUUCUUUUCUGGAGUGCCCUGGCGGUGAGCCUGCUAAUCUGUAUUAGCAGGUCUCCCUCCAGCAUCCCUUGAGCAGUGCAGAGUAAGCCCUGGGUCCUCCCGCAUUCCUGGAUUCAGGUUCUCUUCCUGAACUUAUUGAUCCUGCCCUCUUGCCCCGCCUAGCUCCAGGAUGCUCUGGUCACCCUCCAAUGUACAGGGUUAAGAGGAGAGAGAGCACGGUCUGUGCCUGUAGGUCAUCCUCCUCUUAUCUGAUGAGAUGUGAGUUUAGGGCUUCAGUUUAUUUGAGCCUGGAGAACUGGCACGGAGACAGCGCAGCGCAUGCCAUGCCAGGAUUAUCUCCUGUGGUGUGUUCCCGCGCAAGAGCUCCAGUUGCUUGUGGUUUUGGAAGGGGGCAACUCAAGAGAUGGUGACUGUACGUCUAGAUCACCUCCUCUUAGGAGCUAGCACACGAGGGCUGCUAAUGUAACAUAGUCUCCAUUAGCUAGUAACAAGAUAGGUUUUCCUUUGUCGCUUACCUCCAGUGCAAGUGUCCGAUGUUUUGGACAAGGGUCAGAGGGGAGAGAUGAGUUAUGGCUUCUGAGUGCAAGCGCGUGUGCUUGUG